Molecule: messenger RNA, 924 nt
Organism: Acanthocheilonema viteae
Lineage: Eukaryota; Metazoa; Nematoda; Chromadorea; Rhabditida; Onchocercidae
Source: the annotation of a GenBank genome assembly
AUGCUUCGGGCAACCUGUAUUAUUCUGUCCCGAUUAUCACCUUCCAGUUCAUCUCGUCGGUGUUACUGUAUCAGAAGAUGUUUCCUUCAUGCUACGAAUUCAUUGCGCUUUGCUUCUAUUGACAAUGAUAAAAAAGAGAAAGUAAAAAGUGACGAUUUGAAAGUGGAUAUGGCAGACUUAGAAGAGGCUUUGAAACGAGAUGAAAUGCCAACAGAUUACAAAGAAAACAUUCGAAAGUUAAAGGAGCAGAAGAAAGGGAUUCGAGAAAUUUUCACAGGAAAGCUGGCUAUGGUUAUUGUUGGUGUUAGUAUUAUCCUAGCUAUCAUUUUGUCAGGUUUGCGCGAAAAGAAAAUGAGAGAACUGGAAAAGGAAAGGAAACAAACAAUUGGUAAGGCUCGAAUUGGUGGUCCGUGGGAAUUGCUCGACAUGGAUGGUAAAUUAGGUGGAUCCGAACAACUUAAAGGAAAUUGGCUUCUGUUGUAUUUUGGUUUCACACACUGCCCUGAUGUCUGCCCUGAUUCCAUUGAAAAAAUGGUUGAGGUUGUGGAAAUUCUUGAAAAAAGUGAAGAAAAAAUCAAAGUAAUCCCAAUUUUUAUAUCCGUAGAUCCAGAACGUGAUACCGUUAAAAGAGUGAAAGAAUACUGCGCAGAAUUUUCUCCCAAAAUAAAAGGCUAUACAGGUUCAAAGGAGCAGGUUGCUAAAGUAGCAAAGGCAUUUCGCGUCUAUUAUAGUCAAGGACCUAAAGCAGAUGGAAAUGAUUAUAUUGUUGAUCACACUGUAAUAAUGUAUCUAAUGGAUCCAGAUGGCGAUUUUCAUGAUUAUUAUGGUCAGAAUCGUUCUGCACAAGAGAUAGCAAGAGUUAUUAAACUGAAAGUUUUCAAGCGUGAUAUGAUGCAAAAUAAGAAAAAACUGUGGUUCUAUUGA